Molecule: messenger RNA, 543 nt
Organism: Episyrphus balteatus (marmalade hoverfly)
Lineage: Eukaryota; Metazoa; Arthropoda; Insecta; Diptera; Syrphidae
Product: flexible cuticle protein 12-like
Exons: 2
Coding region: 177-473 (98 amino acids)
Cellular component (GO): chitin-based extracellular matrix
Molecular function (GO): structural constituent of chitin-based larval cuticle
Source: RefSeq, a predicted model, not a curated record
CGCAAGAUUUUCAGCAACAGGAAAAUCAGUCGAACUUUUGUAUAUAAAAUCCAAUGCAAUCGUUAGUCCUACAUUCAGUUCUUCUCUGUGCAUUCUUCGUGUAAGGAUCUUUCCAUCUGAGACUUCUCAUUUCUUCAUUAUCACCGACUUCAACUUAAACCUUUUUAACAUCCAAAAUGAAAUUUGUUGUUGCAUUCGCUGUUUUGAUUGCUGUGUGCGCAGCCGCGCCUGCUGAGAGCGACAAACCGGCAGUCAUCCUAAGAGAUAUUCGCACCAACAAUGGAAUCGACAACUACAAAUUUGACUAUGAGACCAGCAAUGGAAUUCAACGUCAAGAAAUUGGUGAACUCAAACAGAUUGAAGACAAUGCUGCAAUCGUUGUGCGUGGUUCAGCUUCAUGGAUUUCACCUGAGGGCACAGUUGUUGAGUUGAAAUAUACUGCCGAUGAAAAUGGGUAUCAUCCCAUUGUUUAAAGACUGACUAGAAGAAUCCCAGUUUUAUCUAACUGUUUUUUAUGACUUUUAAGUUAACUUGAAUUUUCUU